Messenger RNA from Sclerotinia sclerotiorum 1980 UF-70, 228 nucleotides. RefSeq lists its product with no specific name. The record is from RefSeq and is a predicted model, not a curated record. NCBI's taxonomy places the organism in Eukaryota, Fungi, Ascomycota, Leotiomycetes, Helotiales, Sclerotiniaceae. The transcript has a single exon. Bases 1 to 228 code for a protein of 75 amino acids.
AUGGAUCUCGAAUUUAAUGCUAAAGAAUUGAUGGGGUAUUCCGACUACGCCUUGUCGUUGUAUGGCCAAGUCUCGAAUGAUAGUGAAGAAUCAUUGGUGUUUUGCUCUACAUCGGCAGCUAGAAUAAUACUCCAAGACCACUGUAUUGCGAUGAGGAAAGCAUUUCUUGUUUUCACCACAGCAAACUUGCAUGGCUCAUCCGCUAUAUAUCUUUUGCACCGGCAAUGA